AUGUGCUCCAAAAGCUGUCGUUGGUAUAAAAGCAAAGAUCUGAUCGAUUUGCAUCUUACCACUUCCGUCUCCGCCCAUCCUCUCCCAGCCUCUACCUUCCAUAGCCUUCUCUUCAGCCUCGCGCUAUCUACGUCAUAUCAAUAUAUGAUUGGUCAGCCUUGUCGCCUCUAUCAGCACCAAAAAAAUUAUGGCGGGUCUGAGCAUCUUAAGACCCCGCCAUCCGUCAACAUCCCACCUCGCUCGCUCCUCAAUAUUUCAACAUCCACAGCAAAUAUGGAGUCUCACGCAGCAGAAGACCCGAAGCCAGAUGGCGCCGUCUUUGACACAUUCUUUGAUUCUAUUGGAAAGAAAGCAGAGAAUCUCACGAUCAGCGACCAGAACGGAACGAGAGACCCCGCCACCAAUGGCGCGGGAUCAACAGAUCUGCCAGACGACAAUGAGCCCAAAGUCGUUGACGAAAUCGAGAGUUUAUGUAUGAAUUGUCAAGAGAAUGGAAUUACUCGACUACUCCUCACUCGCAUACCCUUUUUCCGCGAAAUUAUUAUCAUGUCCUUCUUCUGUCCGCACUGCAACUUCAAGAACUCAGAGAUCCAAGCUGCGGGCGAGAUUCAACAAAAGGGUUCACACUACGAGCUUCGGCUACGCACAUCCGAGGACUUCGCGCGCCAGGUUGUCAAAUCUGACACAUGCGUGGUGAAAUUCAUCGAGCUCGACAUUGAAGUUCCAGCCGGCCGAGGUCAAUUGACGAAUGUUGAGGGACUACUCAGCAUGAUUUUGGAGGACUUGGAAGUCGGACAAGCUACGAGGAAAGAGCAGAUGCCGGAAGUGUAUACCAAGAUUGAGGAGAUUAUUUCGAAGGGCAAGACGAUGCUCGCGGGCGAAAGUUUCCCAUUCCGUGUCUCGCUUGACGACCCAGCUGGAAAUUCGUGGAUCGAACCAAAUCAGAAGGAUGGUGUUGGCAAGUGGUCCAAAACCGAAUACGCACGUACACCGGAACAGAAUGAAGCGCUCGGCCUCGGCGUAGGCAAUGAGCAAGAAGCCCUCGAACCAGCAGCUGCAGGUCAACCUCCUGCAGAAUCAUUCGAGUCCGACGACAUUAUUCCGAACGAAGUCUACUCUUUCCCUGCGACAUGCCCCGGCUGUACCAGACACUGCGUCACGCAUAUGAAGAUGGUGGAAAUCCCGCAUUUCAAACAAGUAGUUAUCAUGAGUACGGUAUGCGAGGAAUGCGGAUACCGCUCAAACGAAGUCAAGACUGGUGGCGAAGUGCCCGAGAAAGGCAAGAAGAUUAUCUUACAGGUCAAUGGCCCUACGGAUCUUGCACGCGACAUCCUGAAAUCCGAGUCCUGCGCCUUGGAAUGCCCAGAGUUGAAUCUCUCUGUCAACCCUGGCACCUUGGGUGGGAGAUUUACAACUGUGGAAGGUCUAUUGACACAAGUCCGGGACGAUCUUCACCAGCAGAUCUUUGAUGUUGGAGAUGACACUGGUUCCGGAGGUGAUUCGCUACCUUCUGAAGAGAAGACGACAUGGAAGUCGUUCUUCGAUGGAUUAAACGAAGCUAUCAAGGGCGAGCGGAAGUUCACAGUCGUGUUGAAAGAUCCGCUCGCGAGCAGUUACGUACAGAAUCUAUGCUCUCCGGCAGAUGAUCCACAAAUUGAGACAGAGGACUAUGAGCGCACGGAGGAAGAGGAAGAGGACCUCGGCUUGCUGGAUAUGCAGACGGAAAACUACGUCGACGAAGUGGGUGAAGAGAAGAAGAGGAUAGCGGAUGAACAAAAAGUAGAGGAUGAUAAGGACGUGAAAAGGGUUGAGGAGAGCAAUGGUUGA
This is a messenger RNA of Cadophora gregata, 1827 nucleotides long. RefSeq names its product nucleolar zinc-finger protein (gene ZPR1). The record is from RefSeq and is a predicted model, not a curated record. Bases 1 to 1827 code for a protein of 608 amino acids. Gene Ontology annotation, cellular component: cytoplasm; nucleus. NCBI's taxonomy places the organism in Eukaryota, Fungi, Ascomycota, Leotiomycetes, Helotiales, Ploettnerulaceae. Gene Ontology annotation, molecular function: zinc ion binding. The transcript has 2 exons.